GAGAAAGACUGCACAGAGGCAGAGCUCUCCAAACCGCGAGGAUGAAGAAGAUUGCGGUCCUGAUUCUAGCGCUCAGCUGUUGCGUAUGUGAAGUGCCGGUCAAUGAAAACAAUGUCAAGUGCCCGGGAUCCACCAGCUGCAGUGACAUCUGCUCCCUCACCUCCAUGAGUCAAACCCUGGGAGCAGUGGGAGAGAAGGUCGCCAACAUGGCGGAGAAAAUAGCACUCCUGGAGGCCAAGUUGCUCAACACUGAGAGAGAAGUCCUGGAGCUGCGCAGCCUCACCGGAGGCAAACCUCAGGUGGCCUUUUCUGCAGCUCUCAGGGAGUCUGGCUCCGGAGACAUUGGACCUUUCACCACUAGUACGCCACUUAAGUAUAAGAAGGUCUUCUCCAACACUGGCAAUAGCUACAAUCCUUCAACAGGCGUCUUCACAGCACUCGUCGGCGGGACGUACUUCUUCCGAUUCUCAAUGUUCAACAACCUCAGUCCUCCUUCCAACUCCGUUGUGAGCCUCAAGAAGAACAGCGAGCUUUUGGCAUCUGUCUGGGACACUUCAGGCACGGAUAGCAAUGACAUGGGCAGCAACGCUGUGGUCAUCGACCUGCAGGUGGGCGACAACGUGUAUGUGGAACUCCACGCAACCAGGAGGGUCUACGAUGAUGGCAUGAACUACAACACCUUCGGCGGCUUUCUGCUCUUCACCGCUUGAUCUGCACGGGGUCUUCAUUGCGUGCAGCUCCGGAGGUGCCCGCUGGUAAAAUGGUUCACUCAAAAGUAAACAGGAAAUCAGGAAAUAUGACAACAAAUUUGUUCGAGACAUUGUAUUAAUAAAUAUAUAUCAAGAUUUUGUCGGCA
Messenger RNA from Cyclopterus lumpus (lumpfish), 856 nucleotides. Its product is annotated as complement C1q-like protein 2. The record is from RefSeq and is a predicted model, not a curated record. Gene Ontology annotation, molecular function: protein binding. Lineage: Eukaryota; Metazoa; Chordata; Actinopteri; Perciformes; Cyclopteridae. Bases 42 to 710 code for a protein of 222 amino acids. The transcript is spliced from 3 exons.